This is a messenger RNA of Brachypodium distachyon (stiff brome), 1397 nucleotides long. RefSeq lists its product as uncharacterized. Lineage: Eukaryota; Viridiplantae; Streptophyta; Magnoliopsida; Poales; Poaceae. Gene Ontology annotation, molecular function: methyltransferase activity. The transcript has 7 exons. Bases 253 to 1029 code for a protein of 258 amino acids. Gene Ontology annotation, biological process: pectin metabolic process. The record is from RefSeq and is a predicted model, not a curated record.
GUCCCUAUCUCGUCGGAUCGCCACCCACUCGCUCUCGCGCUCCCCCCCGCCCCACUCCACUCCGAUCCCCCCCUUCGCCUCCGCCGCCGCCCCAGAUCCGGCCCAACCCUAGCGCCAUCGCCGCCGCCGCCGUCCCCGUCUCCGACGCCGCCAUCACAGUUGCGAUUGAGGAGAGGGGAUUGAGCCUUUUUUGGCCUGGUGGAAUUGGAUUGGGGACGCUGUGUGUGGACGGUGGCGUUCAAGGAGCGGAGGAUGUCGAGGAGGUCGGUGAAUCCCGGCCGCCGGAUGUCGGACGGGGGCCUGCCCUCCGUCGGCGGCCUGCUCCACUCCAAGUCCCGCUCGCCGCGCGUGCUCACGAUCGCACUCCUCGUCCUGGGUGUGAUUGUUCUGAUCGCCUACUUCAACAGCGGCCCAGGUGUAACUGUUAAUAGCAGAGAAGCUUUCACCAGGUCUGAAGGUUCUUGCACAUCAGAAGUCAUCCAGGCGCUUCCUUAUCUUAAAAAGGCAUAUGGCAAUGAUAUGCAAAAGGUUCUCCAUGUAGGCCCUGAUAGUUGUACAGUAGUUUCUAACUUGUUGAAAGAAGGGAAGAUUGAAGCAUGGGGAGUGGAGCCUUAUGAUUUGGAGGAUGCUGAUAGUAGCUGCAAAAGUCUUGUGCGCAAGGGCUUUGUCCGUAUGUCUGACAUUAAGUUCCCUCUUCCAUACCGCCCAGAUUCUUUUAACCUUGUUGUUGUGUCAGAUGCUUUGGAUUAUCUGACCCCAAGGUAUCUGAACAAAACACUUCCUGAUUUAGCAAGGGUCUCCACAGAUGGCCUUGUUAUAUUUACUGGCAAUCCAGGCCAGCAGAAGGCUAAGAUUUCUGAACUACCAAAAUUUGGAAGACCGGCAAAGUUACGAAGUUCUUCAUGGUGGACUCGCUACUUUAUACAGACUGGCUUGACAGAGAAUGAAGGGCCAUUGAAGAAGUUUGAGCAGGCUGCUUCGAAGAACAACUACAAACCGGACUGUCAAAUUUUCCACCUCAGCACGUAGGAUUGUACUGAUCAGGGCAAUGUCUAUCCAUGACACCUUGGACUACCGUCGCCGUUUUUGUUAGCAAUAUCUUCUGCUCAUACCCCGUCAACUUUAUGUGGAGGAAUUGUGACACGAAGAGCCAGCCUUGUGCCAUAGGUAGCUUAUGUAGAGAGAAGCUUUACCACCUGUUGCUAGACAUUCUUUCUGGAGACUAAAUUAUGUGUUAUUAAGCACCGCAAAUCGGAUCGGCCCAGGCGACAAAUAUAUGCAAGAACUUUACACUGUUGUACUAUGUUACGAUUGUUCUGUGUCAGUUGUUCUCUGAGCAGCAUCAAAUGUAAAAUUUCCUCAAGAGAAGCAGAUGAUAUCUUGUCCCUUCUGUGUGA